Patiria miniata (bat star) is the source of this 2350-nucleotide messenger RNA. Its product is annotated as rhodopsin-like. Gene Ontology annotation, biological process: G protein-coupled receptor signaling pathway. The record is from RefSeq and is a predicted model, not a curated record. Gene Ontology annotation, molecular function: G protein-coupled receptor activity. Gene Ontology annotation, cellular component: photoreceptor outer segment; membrane. Lineage: Eukaryota; Metazoa; Echinodermata; Asteroidea; Valvatida; Asterinidae. The transcript has 5 exons. The coding region runs from base 107 to 1213 and encodes 368 amino acids.
GACAGCGUAGUCGGUCAGUAUAAAACUACAUGUAUUAGAAGGACAAAGUGGUCGAUCCGUCGCGUCGUGCCUGUUGCACCGUCUCCAAACUUCGUAUACAACCAGAAUGGAAAAUCAGCUCAUAAUCGCCCCCACUUUACCCUUGGUUGCUGACAACGGUUCAUCAUUACGGGAAAACGUUUUGAGCAGAUCCGGCUACACUGGCUUCGCCGUGUACCUUGCAGUGGUCAUUUUCUUCAGCGUGUCCGGGAAUGUCACAGUAAUUCUCCUGUACGCUAGCAACAGAUCGCUGCACAACGUGGUCAACAUCCUGCUCCUGAACGUCUCCGUUGCUGAUUUGUCCGUAGCCGUGCUGGGAACACCCGUCUCCUUCGCUGCCAGUGCGGCCGGUCAUUGGUUACUCGGUCCCAUCGGCUGUACCUGGUAUGGAUUCAUCUGUACCUUAUCGGGAUGCGCGCAAAUUGUUGGAAUAGCAGCUGUCUCCUUACAUCGGUAUUUCUUGGUCGUGAAGCCAUUUGUUGCCAAGAGACUGACGACAGGAGGCGCCCUAGUCUGCGUGGGAUUUACUUGGGUCUACUCCCUGGCUGUCGCUCUACCUCCCGUUCUCGGAUGGAGUGAGUUCACACGUGAAGGCGCCGGAAUAUCUUGUUCCGUGAGCUGGCACUCUGGGAGUCGGUCUUACACGUUUUUCAUCUUCACCAUGAUCCUGGCGAUUCCCAUGGCUAUCAUCCUCUUCUCCUACAGCCAAAUACUUUUCACAGUAAAAAAGAUGGCCAAGUGCCAGGUUAGUAACCAGCGGUCAAGGGAGGCAGAGAAGAAAGUCACUAUCAUGAUUAUAGUCAUGGUGCUCACCUUUUUGGUGGCUUGGACCCCUUACGCCGCCCUGUCUUUGUACAUGGCCCUCGGCGGCGAUAGCGUCUCCAUUACACCCCUGACCGCUACCUUGCCAUCAAUGUUCGCCAAAGCAUCGACCACCUACAAUCCUGUUAUUUAUUUUCUUCUUCAUAAAAAGUUCAGAAAAGCUCUCCUUCAGACAUUCUCACGAAGGAAUCGUGACAGGAGCCUUCAUAUCAGCCCGACAGAGAGUAUACUUGCAAGAAAGGUACCAAUCGGAUGUCAAGGCCGCAACAUGUCCACCAACAAGCCUAGAAUGGACCAAAGAAUUCAGCUGGCAGGAGCAUGCAUAAUCCCUCCAAUGCAAUUUGGGAAUUGAUGAUAUUAAAGUCUGACCGCAGCCCCGAUUCAGACUCAGUGACGUAACUGGGGUUCAGUUGACUGGUGUUGGGGCACUCAGGGCCUCACUUUCUGGAGGGGGCAUUUAUGGUUUUGUUUUACAAUAGAAAGCUCACGUUGGGCCUUCCCCGUAUUCAGGGGGUGGGGCAUAGACCCUGAACAUAGGGAGUGAUGCCCUCCGUAGCUUCCCCAUUACUCACGCCACUGAUCCGAUCAGUUAUUAAGUUCUAAUGGCAAGAAAAUGCAAUAUUUUUGUCGCCUCAUGAUAGGCAUAUACAGUUUUCAUUCGUCGUUAUUGCAAUAAUCAUUCUGACAAGUUGUCCGUAACAACGUUCUACGGCAGAAACGGGUUUUUUUUUGCACCACAGUUGUGUAUAGCUCACCAUUGGAUAAUGGACUUAAUUAUAUCGCAAAGACAUCAUAAAAUGUCGUUAAAAUCAGGUUUAUUCCUUGAGAUAGAGUUGUUUAAUUGUUGUUUGUACUGAAGUAUUGUUAGUAUAAGUAUUGCAACUAUAUAUUUGACACGUUUAAAAAUGUUGAUAUAAAAAAGACAACUUGCAUUAAAAACAGGCACUCGCAAGAAACUUUUCUUUUUAAUCCGUAAAUUGACCUCACUGUAUUUCAGUUCUCAGUCGAUAUACUGCAGGACAAUGAGUCAUGUAGGGUAAUACAAUGUAUACGUUUCGAGCGUUGCUUUCGAUGACCUACAGUAAAGGGUUUACAGCUGCAUAAACAGAGAUCGUCUGCCGGACAGACAAGUGUGUCCAUCAUAACAAAAAUACAUUUUCAGUAAAUAUAGUGUGGACUUGCGAAUGGAGUUUUCAAAAAGGUUCACUAUUUUUUAUACGGCUCAUGGGAAGGGAAUAUUGAGCAAAUAUGUUUAUAAACGAAAAAUUCAUUUCAUGUCAACGCUUUUAUGAGGCAAAUAGUCGGAAGCACAAAACAAUGAUUGAGACUGCAAUCAAUUCGGGCGAUUCACAGUGCAGUGCGCCACCAAGAGUUUGCCAUGGAUAGUCCAUUUUUGAAGUUUACGGUCAACACAACAUGGCCCAUUUAAUUGAGUGUCAGUAGACAACUUGAGCUAGUUGAGGCGCGGUUCUAGAGCCAAUAUUUUUGG